Messenger RNA from Penicillium chermesinum, 4437 nucleotides. Its product is annotated as ribosome biogenesis protein URB2. The coding region runs from base 1 to 4437 and encodes 1478 amino acids. The record is from RefSeq and is a predicted model, not a curated record. NCBI's taxonomy places the organism in Eukaryota, Fungi, Ascomycota, Eurotiomycetes, Eurotiales, Aspergillaceae. Gene Ontology annotation, cellular component: nucleolus. The transcript is spliced from 2 exons. Gene Ontology annotation, biological process: ribosome biogenesis.
AUGCCUUUACUCGUGGAGCGUCCGCGUCCGUCGCAAGAGGCGCUCCUCCGCCUAGAAAAAGGUAGCGGUGCUCCGGGUACCCAACUUCACGAGGCAGCGCAGAUUAUUGGCAUCGACCUCUCUCUCUGCGAAAGCCACCCUGAAGUUCAUCGAGAUGGCCAGGUUACGACGAAUCCUACCCCCAAGGAGGAAUGGGUGCUCCGGUGGUUGUUGAAAAAGCUUCGGAUGGGGAAGAACUAUCGCGUGGAACCUGCGUCGUUUUUACUCCUGCGACAACUGAUCGAUAUGAUUUCACCGAAGAAUCUCGCGACCAUCAUGAAAGACCAGAAGUUUCUUACAAUUAUUUGCGAUACGGUAGCAGAUCUUGAGGUUGAUAUUGGAACAGCUGUGGGGCAGGGUUUGGCUAUUCCCAGCAUAGAGUCCGAUUCCAGUCACACUCUUUCUAGUUCCUCAGCACAGGAGGAGCAGAUGGGAUUUCAGGGGACAAAGCGAAAGAGGGCAAAUACUGGGAAUGAGGCAGAUGCUAUGGAUCUCGACAACCCGCCGCAAACCCCCUCAUCGUGCUUUCUCACUUUCCUUCGGGUGCUGGACUGCUUGUAUGGGGUUAUUACACUGGCUCAACAUACGAUUAGCAUGGACGAUGUUGCGAGCUCUCACCUCAAGCUCGUCCUAAGGGGCGAGCCAGACGUAAUUGCGGUGUUACUUGGGCGAUCAUUGGAAUUGGGGGCCGUGGCCAUCACGCAGUUUUCUCAUGCGGGGACAACGACAGAUCUGCAGCACCUGCUCUAUGUAUUUCCAGCAAUGGUCGAGCUGUGGGAGUCAAGAUCGCAUCGCCAGGAUGACACUGACAACAAUACCAGCAACGAGUGCUUCGCGAAGUCGAGCUUUGCCCAUGCGCUCAGACUGCAAUUCUGCUUGCGGGGUAUCAACCUCGACACGGAUGAAAGGGCUUACCUUCUCCACGCCAUCGAACGCAUUGUUGCUAUUCAUGUUCUACUCCCAGCGCGUGCUGCAUUCUUCGAGAAUGGGGGCUCUGGCAUCGAUUACUCUAAAGAGGAGCCUGAUUGGAAUGCUGUGGAACCCGUCACUGGUACCCUAAGGCCCAUCAUACGCGAGAAAUCGCAUGUGGAAGGCUCGCAAGAAGAGAUGGGCGUCCUUUACCGAUCUAUUGAGCUUCUUCCGGAGCUUUUUGAUACUGCCGUUCGAGCAGUUCCGCGGGAUGAUUUUCGCCGGCAAGCGCGUGAAGCCCCCUGGUUGGAGACACUAUUUGUCGCUGUGGCCGAGUUGGCAUACUCGAACGCGAAGGAAGAUGACCCAGCUCAUUACAACUCUCAUUUCGUGUCUAUCCUUGAGCGACUCCUCCAGGUGGCUCUGGAAAGAAACGUUGGCUUAUCUCUUCACACCAUUCUUACGCAUGCGAGAUUCACAGGGCUCUUCGAGGACAGCCUAGACCAAGUCCAAUGGGCCGUCACGGCACUGGUCAUCAGCCUUGGGGUUGAUGUCUUUUUGCCCAACUCCGGUCUCCGGGACGCCCGCAACCUGCUUGAGGCUUUGCUCGAUAAGGUCAUGCUCCAAUGGCGUACCAAUAUCACCGGUGACACUGAAACUUACGAUGUUAUCAAGUACGAUAUCAUCAUACCACUCCUGCGUGGCUUUGCAGCUGCAAGAGACUUGUCUGCGUUUGUCGAUAUAUGGCAUAGCCAGCUUCUCACCCUACAAGAAGCUCGGAAUGGCAACAGUAAAUUACCUCUUUUUUCUGUUUGGGAAGAUGAUGACUUGUGCGAUGCGUACAGCGAUGCGCUUCGUACCUCCCUCAUCGGAAAUACCUUUGCGAAUCAGAUGCGAGCUGCCGCAUCUGAAACACGCAACGCCGAUGGCCAGAUUUCCGACACCUCCAAUUCUUAUUCCCAUUUCGUCAUUGCGGAGGCAGGUCUCCGUGGGCGAAGCUUAUCUUUUACAGAUUCCGAUAAGACUCUUGGCCUGCUUGUGGGAAGUAUUACGUCUACGCUUUCUUCAAAACAGGUCUUACAUUGGCGCUGGCGCUUAUGGCGACUUCUGCGAAAUCUUCUACAAAACACCUCCCGCGUUGAUGUAAUGACACAGAAGAGCGGAUCCGUGGUUGAGAUUGCCGCGAAGACUAUCCAUCGCAACCAUAAGAACUUGAGCAAAGCGCCCCUUGCGCAUCUUGAGUCUUGGGAAGCAUUCCGAUCAGCAUUAGCCGCCAUACAGGCCGACCCUAACGCCGAGCAACUCGAGUCAUUUGCCCAAAUCAUCAGAAAUGCCACUGAACUUCUUGUCUCGGUCUCAUCCAAAGAUGCGCAGUCUUCGAUGAAAGCGCCUUGGAAUGGUCGUAUUGAUACUUUGCUGUCUUCGAGCACUCUAGGCUUGGCUUAUAUCCUGGCUCUAGUCAGGCUGCCAGUGCUUUGGGAUCGAAUUGCAUCUGAGGACCGCUCUCGCCUGCUCAAGCAUCUUUCUGUACUGGCCGCUGCCCAGUACCACUCGUCAGUAUUGCCUUUGGAAGCUGCAGCAGACGAUGCGCGCUUCCUUCAGGCGUGGGCAAUUAUCGUUUGCCAUGAGUAUCUGCUCAGUGUGCCAUCUCUUGUUCCUGACGUGACCCUCCUCCUCAACAAGAAUAUCGAGCAGGACCCAAUCAAUCGCCGACUGUAUGUGGAGAGCUUGCAACGCAUCCCAGCAGCGUUAAUUACUCGGGGUCUUCGGACUGCUCUUUUGGACACCCUGCACAGCGUUGUGUUACAGCAGGACAGCUCGUCUGAGAUCACUGUUGGUAUUUUGACUAUGAUGGCGAAGUUGGCGGCGAUGCCUAAAUGUGACGCGACCCUGACUGCUGACUGGGAACCGAUCUGGGCCGAAGCUCGAGCUAUUUCCCUUGAGGGCACCGACCUGGAUCUCCAAACUAUGAAAGCCUUCCGGAGUCUUCAUCGCGCAAUCAUCUCUAAACUUCUAGUUCUGUCAAAAGAUGACCGAAAUGCCAUGUUCAAGAAACUCUUUUCCAGGGUCUCUAAGCAGGCUGCCAAGUUGAGACAGAUCGAUCGUGAUUCGAUGACGUGUUUUCUCUUGCGUCUGUCUCUGUCUGAGUUGUGGCUACACCGAGGACAGCUUCAAAAGGCCUUCCCUGAGAAUGAACUCGCUGCAUGUCGCGAACGCGUUUUUGGCUUGGUGUUGGCGGAUAUGAAAUCUGUCAAGGACCAAUGCCGGAAGCAGCAGCUUGAGGAGACCAUAACCCUUAUCAAGACCAUUGAUGCGCUUGAAGAUUUCGAAGAUAUGGCAACGAACAACAUCGAAGUGGAAAAGUUCCUAUCAAAGAUCGAACAUUACAUGGCAAUGUCAAUUGACUCUGAGCCAUCUCGACUCAUUCGCCGGCGUCUCCUUGCUUCCAAAGGCCCCGAGACAAGCAUCACUGGGCCUGUUCUUCAAUGCGCCGAGACCUUAACACUCCAGUCUUUAUAUGCUGAGGAUCAGCAGCUGUUUAUCAGAGCGACCACCGAGCGGUUCCGUGCCAUGCCUCUUACGAGAAUCACCCAGUCAAUUCGCGAGGUCCGGAAUCUCGGUUUGACAGGCAAUGGUGCCGGAUAUCGGCUCUUAGUCCUUUACCUCGCCAUUAUCUCGUUGGCGCCAGUUGAAAACAAGGAAAGCCCCGUAGCCCACGAACUCUCGCUCCUUUGCAGUGAUCUCGCUGAAGCGAUGACGCGCAGUACUUCAAUCGACCAAUUCUGCUUUGCAGCCGAGUGUCUGACUCUCCUCCUGCGCGUCCACACUCGCAGUCUGGCACAGUGCAACAUUGACACCAUCCUCGCCGCAAUUGCAACGUCCGCCUCGAAAGCCGGCCCACGCAUCUCGCCUUCCUACUCAGCCACAAUCUACACUCGUCUCUGCCGCUUGAUGGGCGUCGUCCUCGGUUUGCAGCGAGUCAAAAUCGGCGGCCGGUUCCACCUCGUCGUCAACGCUAUGCAGCGUCUCCUCGGUUGCCUGUUCGCACGAUCUCGUAAGCGCGCUCGCUCAUCCCGCUUCCAACCCUCAUCCCUCUCCCAGCCUUUUUGGCUUGCCCCUCUGCAGCCCGCCCAAUGCUCCUUCUACACCCGCCUCCUCACCACCCUCAGCGAUCCCACCGUGUCCGCCGUUUUGCGGCCUCAGCCCGGCGCUUCCCGAGAAGCCCUCAUCGACGAGACGAAGAAGGCCAAGCGCAUCGCCGGUCAGUACCUGCAGUAUGUGAUCAUGGAGUAUGCGCAGUGUGCAUUGCGCGGCUCGCUUGCUCCAGACGUCAAGGUCUCACUUAUGCCGGGUAUGUACGCCGCGCUGGACGUUAUGUCGCGGGAGUCGCUGCGGGCGCUGAAUGCAGGGCUCGAUGGCUCCGGUCGCGCGGUCUUCAAAUCGCUCUAUGAUGACUACGUGAGGUUUGGGAAAUGGAACAAAGCAUAA